This is a messenger RNA of Phytophthora nicotianae INRA-310, 327 nucleotides long. RefSeq lists its product as hypothetical. The transcript has a single exon. The record is from RefSeq and is a predicted model, not a curated record. Lineage: Eukaryota; Oomycota; Peronosporomycetes; Peronosporales; Peronosporaceae. The coding region runs from base 1 to 327 and encodes 108 amino acids.
AUGCGUCUAUCUAUCGUCUUUGCGGUGGUCGCGGCAACCUUCCUCGCGACCAGUGAUGUUACCGUGGCAAACCAACGAUUUUUGAGGACCAACCACGCCCACCGUACGACUGCUGCCGACUUCGAAGAAAGAACCAUCCCCAAGAGUGACCUGAAAGCGUUGUUUCGCCGUUUUGACCUCGACUGGAAAUUAUACAAGACCAAUCCAGCAUCUGUCCUACAAGGUAUGAGUGCCACAAAAUAUCAGGAGUACCAGCAAGCAUUCAACGCACUGCAGAAGCUGCACAAAGCGAAAGGAUAUGGUCGUAUCAAAGCAGCCGGUAGUUAA